UCUUUUCUAGUUUUCUUACAUUUUUUCCAUCACUGAUCACUCGUUGAAUGCAGAAUACGACAUCUGUCUCCACUCUUUGCUUCGAAUUCCAUAUAGGUUACACUGAAUUCCCCUUCUUCCUAGGGCUUUUGCUGCGCAGACGAGGAGAAUCGGAGUCAUGGACUGGGGAAAUGUGACAGCUGAAGAUCUGCUCGAUGCCCUCCGCGAAGUGGACUGGUCAUCACCGCCGCGACCUCUCUCUGAAUUCUUCUCGAGAUUCACCGUACCGAGAUCCUACUCUAAAUGGAAUAGCCGCCUCAAAUGCAACCUAUACUACUACCGGACCAACUACUUCCUUUUGAUUGUUUCUGUUCUCAUAUUGGGUUUUCUUCGGAGGCCACUAGCUAUUGUAGCUGCAUUCCUUACAGCACUUAGCCUUGCUUUUCUAAAUGACAGCUUUGCAGGAACCUUUAGUGAGAAAGUAACAAGAACAGUUAGGCAAUUUUCACCACAUCUAGCAGCCAAGAUGAGACCUCCUCUUACGCCUGUUAUUCGUGGACGCCCAUCAGCUAAGAGAACAAUAUAUAUUUGUGGUCGACCUCGUUGGUUCUUUGUGCUGAUGUCUUCAUUUGUAAGUUUCAUCCUUUGGUUUGUCUCUGCUGGUCUUCUAACUGUGUUGUGGGCGCUUGCAAUUGGUCUUCUUGCUACCAUCCUGCAUGCAAGCUUUAGGACCCCAAACUUGAAGGCGCGUCUGAACACAUUCCGGGAAGAGUUUCGUGCAGUGUGGCGCAAUUACAGUGAGCUGUAGCUUACACGGUGUUUGCUGGUUAUCUACUUAGUGAUCUUCACUACGGAUAUGAAUUUUAUGUAGCAGAACUCCAUCUAGAAGUGAUUAAGAAGCAGACUGGUUGCUUUAUAGGUUUUAAAAAGGAGUAGCAGCCUAGUGUAUUGCACCAUGUUUAGUGAUGUCUGAGAUCCGAAAUUAUGGUAGAAUUUUUUGGUCUGUUGAUCUAGUUUAUCCUAACCAAGGUUUACCUAACACAAUGCAUAUUGGUUGGAACUUGGAAGGCCUUUCGUAUUUUGGUGACCUUGAGUUUGCUUCUCCUUUCACUUUGUGCUCCAUAAUACUUGUGAGGAUGUUGUUGCAUUUCUACCCAGGACUAAAAUGCGAAUUGUGAUCAAUUAUCCUUUGAAUAUGAUCCAUGAGAUGUAUCCACCAUUAAAUUGGACACAAUGUAAGCCUGUGGCAUGGGACUCGACGUGGAUUUUAGCCUAGUCGUAUGUAAGCUUUUCUUAUAAAUGGGAGGUCAUGGGUUCCAUCUUGCUCAUAACCUCAGGUUGUUAGUGCCUGCUUUUUUAAUUGAAAAAAAAAAUGGACUCAAUGUGAUGACUUUUCUAUUUGUUCUGCAUCUUAUUUGUUCCUUGCAAAGUUACUUGUGGGUGCUUUAGUUUCGUGUUUUUUGGUUACUUGUGCAGAAGCAGAAUGAAAAUAUUGCUUUUAGAUUUCCUACAUUCUCUUCUAUUUUUGUAAUCAC
Neltuma alba is the source of this 1514-nucleotide messenger RNA. RefSeq names its product PRA1 family protein A1. Bases 158 to 787 code for a protein of 209 amino acids. Gene Ontology annotation, cellular component: membrane. The transcript is spliced from 8 exons. The record is from RefSeq and is a predicted model, not a curated record. NCBI's taxonomy places the organism in Eukaryota, Viridiplantae, Streptophyta, Magnoliopsida, Fabales, Fabaceae.